GGGGCAGUGGCAGCACCCCGCGCUUCGCUGAGAGACCAAGCAGCGUAGCAGCAUUACCGCUCAGGCGCACCGGCUGCAGGAGGGGAGCCCAGCGGCUGCAGCAGCAGCCGCCGCCCCGAUGCACCCCGAGUGCAGGGGGCGAACCGGGGGCCGCCGCCUCGGAGCAGGCUGCUAGCAGGAGCGAGCCCGGCCGCGGUCCGCGGCUGCUGCGGUGGCGGUGACUGGCUGGCGGAGUGAGCGCCCCCGGGGGAUCCAAUGGGGCCAAGCGGCGGGCGCUCGGGAGAAGUGUUAGUAGUGCAGCGCGCUCCCGCUGCCCUGGCCCCGGGGGGAGGGACCCAGCCAUGCUCCAGUCUGCAGGGGAGAACCGGGCUCUGCUCUCCCAGCCUCUCCCGCUUUCGCUGCUGUUGCAGCAGCCCGGGCCGCCUGCAGUGGGCGCUGGGGAGGGAUCAGGGGAGCCGCCUGUGGCUCCGGGGCCAGCGCAGAUGGUGGCUGGCAGCCUACUGUCCCUGCUGAUUCUCUGGACGCUGUUUGGCAACGUGCUGGUGUGUGUGGCCAUCAUCCGCUUCCAGCACCUGAGGAGCAAGGUCACCAACAUCUUCAUCGUGUCCUUGGCUGUCUCUGACCUCUUGGUGGCCCUGUUGGUGAUGCCCUGGAAGGCAGUGGCCGAGGUGGCUGGCUACUGGCCCUUUGGGGCCUUCUGCAAUGUCUGGGUGGCCUUUGACAUCAUGUGCUCCACCGCCUCCAUUCUGAACCUCUGUGUGAUCAGCAUGGACAGGUACUGGGCCAUCUCCAGCCCAUUCAGGUAUGAGAGGAAGAUGACCCAGAGGGUGGCUUUGGUGAUGAUCAGCGUGGCUUGGGCUUUGUCUGUCCUUAUUUCCUUCAUCCCUGUCCAGCUCAACUGGCACAAAGGUGGGGAUGUUGAUGGAGGUGGACCUGGCACUACCUCAGCAGCAGGCACUGGCACCACCUGGGCAGAAGGGAUUGGCCCUAACUGGACAGUAGUAUUGAGACUCUCAGAGGGGACCGCCAGCAACAAUGAGACUCUUGAGGGACAGGCUGAGAGCUGUGAUUCCAGCCUCAACAGGACCUAUGCUAUCUCCUCCUCGCUGAUCAGCUUUUAUAUCCCUGUGGCCAUCAUGCUAGUCACCUACACACGGAUCUACCGCAUUGCCCAAGUGCAGAUCCGCAGGAUUUCCUCCCUGGAGAGGGCAGCCGAGCAUGCACAGAGUUGUCGGAGCAACCGCGUUGACUGCCGCUACCACCACACCAGCCUCAAGACUUCCAUCAGAAAAGAGACCAAGGUCUUGAAGACCCUCUCAGUCAUCAUGGGAGUCUUUGUCUGCUGCUGGCUUCCCUUCUUCAUUCUGAACUGCAUAGUCCCCUUCUGUGAGAGCCCCCCUAACAACCCGUAUGCUGGCCUUCCCUGUGUCAGCGAGACCACCUUUAAUAUUUUUGUAUGGUUUGGCUGGGCCAACUCAUCCCUCAAUCCCAUCAUCUAUGCUUUCAAUGCUGACUUCAGAAAGGUUUUCUCCAACCUCCUAGGGUGCAGUGAGUUUUGCUCUAGCACUCCAGUGGAGACAGUCAAUAUAAGCAAUGAACUCAUCUCCUACAAUCAAGACACCCUUUUCCAUAAGGAAAUAGUGACUGCUUAUGUCAACAUGAUCCCUAAUGUGGUUGAUUGUGAGGAUGAUCCUUUUGACAGGAUGUCCCAGAUCUCCCCAGACCAUGAGAUUGAGCUGGACUGUGAGGGGGAGAUUUCCCUAGACAAAAUAACACCUUUCACCCCAAAUGGCUUACUUUAAAUUGCAUCAUGUCCUGUCUGCUUUUAAUGGAUUGUAUAACAAAUUGCAAACACAGAAUGAAAAGACUACUGAUCAGUCAAUUCACUCCAACUGUGUCUUGCACUUUCAGAGUUUAGAAAUUGCCACACAGAGUUGAUAAACAUCAUUAUUUCAACAUCCCCAAAACUGAGAGAGGACUAGGAAGUUAAAUUAGCCCUGGGGUGUGAUACUGGGAUAUGAUUAGUUAGUUAGUGUUUGUAAAAAGCUCUGAAGAUGGAAAGUGCUCUCAAAGCAUAAAGAAUCAUAACUUCUAAGAACAGGGACAGAUGCUGUAAUGACAUGGUCACUGAAAAGAAAAAUUAUUAGAUUGUCCAAUUCUUGUUUUCGUUUGAAUUUUAUGUGGAGCUAAGGGUUGGGGGAGGGGGGGUGAACUGAGUGAUUAUUUAAAUACUUUUUCUGUUUCUUUCAAAACAGGUUCUCUGUAAUUAAUAUGUUUUCCUAGGCAGCAUUAUUGCCUUUGAUAUCUUUGCCUUGUCCUGAAGUUGAAAAUAAAUGUUAUUGAUCGAGGAGUUAUUUUUCCUUCCUUAGCAUGAAGAUUUACAUUGUGUAAACACUUUAAUCAUUCAAGUAGAAAUGCUAAAUUUUAACUUGUUAUUUCAAGAGCAAACUAAAGUCUGUGUGGAAAUAGAAUGUUUGAGUUAAAGCAAUGCUCACAGGAGAAAUCUGAUUUUAAACUAGCUCUUCUUGAUACUUCUACUGGGCUAGAUUAUUGCUUACAGUUUUUGUUCCCUUUGCAUUAAUUGUCACUGAUGUCCUUUAUAAGUCAUGAUUUUCUGUAGCCAAAAUAUCAAACGUAUAUUUAUAAAAUAUUAAAAAUCAUCAUCUUAAUUCUCAACCUGAAUGGACUUUUAAGAUGCUAAUAGUGAGCAAAGAAUAACCUCCUUUGAUAGUGUUCACAAAACUGUGUUUUCUAUUGUAACUAUUUUAGAAAAUGAUAGCUAUAAUUUGUCAUUUCCAGUGUUGCUAGUAGGUUUUAUAGUUUCAGGGAGCUCUCAAAUGCCAAAAUGCAUGACAGUACUGCUGUUGGAUUUUAAACUGAAAUCUCGUCUUGCUGAAUCUUUAAUUCAAACUUUUAAAAUGUUAAAGGUAUUUAAUGAGAUUUAGGAUUUAGAAGAUUUUUAAUACAGGUUUAGGAAAAACAUUACAUUGAGGUGUUUUAAAGAAACUUUAAUUCUAUUAACUCAUUCCAAGUACAGUGGAAUGAUAUAUUUUUAGAAUAGUUAGGCACAUUAUUUUAGAAACAUUCUAAAGCAUUUCAGCUCAGAAAAUGACAGGUUUCAGAGUAGCAGCCGUGUUAGUCUGUAUUCGCAAAAAGAAAAGGAGUACUUGUGGCACCUCGGAGA
Dermochelys coriacea (leatherback sea turtle) is the source of this 3184-nucleotide messenger RNA. RefSeq names its product dopamine receptor D5 (gene DRD5). Gene Ontology annotation, molecular function: G protein-coupled receptor activity; dopamine neurotransmitter receptor activity. The transcript has a single exon. NCBI's taxonomy places the organism in Eukaryota, Metazoa, Chordata, Testudines, Dermochelyidae. Gene Ontology annotation, biological process: adenylate cyclase-activating adrenergic receptor signaling pathway. The record is from RefSeq and is a predicted model, not a curated record. Gene Ontology annotation, cellular component: plasma membrane. The coding region runs from base 342 to 1802 and encodes 486 amino acids.